AUGUCUGUGGAACAGCUGCUUAAAUCGAUCACGGAGUCAAUAGAGCUGACGUCGUCCUCGUUGGACAACGUGGUGGCGUAUUUGGAGGACUCGGAGAAAGUUCCAGAGCUUGUGCAGUCGCUUGCUAAAGAGUCAGAGUCUACUCAGGAAAUAGAAGGGGUCUCCUUGCUUUCUCUGAAGAAUAAUAGCAUGCUAUCAUACAUCAAUAAUCUUUUGGUCAUUCUUGGUUCGCGCAUAAGCCUGAUGAAAGAUGGAGACACAGAGAUGUUUGAUAAUGCCGUCAAGAAUAGCAUAGUCCAACGAGUCGCGCUAGACAGGGGUGUCAAGCCUUUAGAAAAGAAACUUAAUUAUCAGCUCGACAAAUUGGUGAGUGCAUACCAGCGUCGAGAAAAAGAGCAAAAUGACGCUAGCGAAAAAGUGCAGGAAAUGGUGAAUAACAACGCCAGCGAGGACAGCGAGAAUAGUGAGGAUGAGGACGAAGGGCUGAAUUACAGGCCAGACGCUUCUGCGUUCAUGAAAAAAGACUCAAAGCAAGAAACCUCAGAGAAAGACGAGGACGAUGGGAAGUACCGUCCACCGAAAAUUGCUGCCGCUUUGCCCCCACAGACGUUCUCCGAAUCCGACACUACGCAGAAACGCCGCCGAAACCUGCAAUCCAUGGACGAGUAUUUGGAAGAGCUUAGCGAAGCUCCUGCUGUGGAGACUUCCAUUGGCUCUACGAUUGUUGACAAGGGACGAGACAUGAAGACCAGGCGCCAACUGGAAAAAGAGGCCGAAAUCCAGCGUUACGAAGAAGAGAAUUUCACACGUCUUCCUGCUUCGCAACUGAAAAUGUCUGCAAAGGAAAAGCGCAAGAAGAAACAAAACGAAUUCUUCGGAGAAGACUGGAGUAUGUUUGAUAAUUCCAGGGACGUGACGACCGAGAAGAAGCGCAAGAGACUCAGUGCAUGGGAGCGUGCAAAGCGUAGAAAGGAUUAG
Molecule: messenger RNA, 978 nt
Organism: Ogataea angusta
Lineage: Eukaryota; Fungi; Ascomycota; Pichiomycetes; Pichiales; Pichiaceae
Exons: 1
Coding region: 1-978 (325 amino acids)
Biological process (GO): maturation of SSU-rRNA from tricistronic rRNA transcript (SSU-rRNA, 5.8S rRNA, LSU-rRNA)
Cellular component (GO): nucleolus; small-subunit processome
Source: RefSeq, a predicted model, not a curated record